GACAGGCAACAUAUUGGACGCCCCUGUGUACAGAUGGGGCCUCGUGCUUUUAAAGUAUUGUCGCGGAAUUAUGACGUCCUCUUUAACCGCUGCCCGAGAGUAGAACAGGAUUUUUAAGUCCAACAUCCAUCGAUAAUCAACAAUGGCCGAGGAAGGUAGUGUCUCUGCUGGAGGUGCGAUGGAUGUCAACACUGCUCUCCCUGAGGUGCUCAAGACCGCACUUAUCCACGAUGGCCUUGCCCGUGGUAUCCGUGAGGCUGCCAAGGCCCUGGACAAGCGUCAAGCCCAUCUCUGUGCCCUUGCAGGCAACUGCGAUGAGCCCACAUACGUCAAGCUGGUAGAGGCCCUCUGUGCUGAGCAUCAGAUCAACCUGAUAAAGGUUGAUGACAACAAGAAGCUCGGCGAGUGGGUCGGUCUGUGCAAGAUCGACCGUGAGGGUAAACCCCGUAAGGUUGUGGGCUGCAGCUGCGUCGUGGUCAAGGACUAUGGCAAGGAGUCUCAAGCUAAGGAUGUGAUUGAGGAAUACUUCAAAGGCAAGAAAUAAAAUGUCAAUAAAAAGUAAAAAAAAUGGAAAUGAA
Cottoperca gobio is the source of this 578-nucleotide messenger RNA. RefSeq names its product ribosomal protein S12 (gene rps12). NCBI's taxonomy places the organism in Eukaryota, Metazoa, Chordata, Actinopteri, Perciformes, Bovichtidae. Gene Ontology annotation, molecular function: structural constituent of ribosome. The transcript is spliced from 6 exons. The record is from RefSeq and is a predicted model, not a curated record. Gene Ontology annotation, biological process: translation. Gene Ontology annotation, cellular component: ribosome. The coding region runs from base 143 to 544 and encodes 133 amino acids.